Cotesia congregata is the source of this 1296-nucleotide messenger RNA. NCBI's taxonomy places the organism in Eukaryota, Metazoa, Arthropoda, Insecta, Hymenoptera, Braconidae. The record is from the annotation of a GenBank genome assembly.
AUGGUCGAACAAACAGCGACUACCCAGCACUACCAUACUUUUCAUGGAAGAGAAAACAGCACAAUCGAUCUAGUUUGGACGAACUGUGAAGGUAUAUACACAAUUCACGACUUCGAAGUACAAGAGAUAAAGCAUGACUACGGCCUGGCCAUGAGAUGGUCUAAACUAGUGCAAGUCAAUCCAUCGGACUCAAUCGCAGACCUACAAAACAAGCUACAAGCAGCCAUUAAAAAAACUGCACUCGAACUGAAGAUGACAAAAGGCCUAAGACCCCCAUUCAGGAAAAGAUGGUACGACAACGACUGCAAGGAGCUGAAGAAAAUCGCAAAUCGAGAACUGCGCAAAUACAGGAAGCCAAACUCCAACUCUACGGACAAGACCACUUACUUAAAGGCUAGGAAAGAUUAUUUGAUGUUAUGCAAAGAUAAGAAGCGAAACUACCAUGCUGAUAUUCUAAAUAAGAUAAACAACACAAGAUAUAGCACUGACUUUUGGAAAGCUAUCAGAACUUUCCAAAACAGGCCUUUCACAACACCACCAAUAGAAGCACAAAAAUGGGAAGAAUUUUACACAAACAUAUACCAGCCUGCCCAAACAAACCCAUCACAUGAUCUCGUCGGUACUGCUAUAUGCUGCGCCUAUUUGGGCUCUACGAUACAUAAACGAGGUAGAGAGCAUACAGGACUUGCUCAGGUUCCAAAAAUUUUACUGCUUAAUUAUGAUAUUAUAAAUAAAACUACGGCAAAUGCGCUAGUGCAAGCGGAACUAAACCGUAUUCCAUUGUCUGCCAAAAUCUGGGAAGACACCUGGAGGUGGAUAAUAAGAAUCCUCAAGAUCGAAGCCAACAGGCUACCGCGAAUCUGUUUCAUCAAAUCAGUAGAAUCGUACCUAAACGGUGUAACUGAUAACAAAUACAAUUGGACUGCUCAAAUCGCGGAAUUCAUAAAUCAGACAAAUCCAUACUAUGCGAGGCUAUUGCAUAAUUUAAACAGCGAGGCCUGGGAGAAAGUAGGUAAACAACUCAUCACGAUAUACGAGAAGCAGCUGACUAGCACGAUAAGUACAAUAUCAGACAACUGCCAGUACCUACAAACUCCAAUCAGAAACCGUGAGUCAAAUAAUUACUAUCUAAACUGCAAUACCCCAUGGUGUAUGAAGAGACUUGUCACACAAAUAAGAUGUGCCAGUAGUUUCGGUGCUGUCAUAAGUGCCAACGGUAAAUCUGACAGAUUCGAUCCAUCAAAUAGCUGUCCUUGCUGCAAAUCAGACCACUACGAUACUACUACGAUACAUUAG